ACCUUCCUCAGGGAAACUCUCAGGUGAGCAGCAGUGCGGGAAAAGGGGAGUGGGGAAGAGAAGGGGCGGAAGUCCGACCCCAUGUCCUGCUGGUGGACUCCAAAUUAUUGGCAUCUCUGCCUGCACAGCGUCGUAGGCGUUGUGUAUUUGUACAAAACUCGAUCGAUCCUCGAUGAGAUUGGACAUUUGGUGGCAGACAAGAUCAAUCUGAUUUGAAGAGCAGAUGCUUGAGGAAAAGAGGUCAGGAUGGCUAUGAGGCGGUGGGUCGGUUGGGCGCGUGAAGUCGUACGCUUAAUGCGAGGCUUGCCUGAUGAAGAUCUUCAACGUCGAAAUUUGGCUAUGCAUGAACAGCUGAUUCGCCUUCGUAAGCAUCGUCUCGCUCAAGAGGAGCUGCGGGAGAAAUCAGCAUUGAAUGACAUUCGAAAAAUUGUGGAGGAGAUGAAAGCACUUGAGGCCAAUCUGGUGGAGGCGGAGAAAGCAACUGCUGAGUAUGUGGAAAGCUUAGCUGAACAAGCCAAAGCUCAGAUGGAAUCCGACUUGAAUGCCGAGGCGGAUAUAAUCAUAGAAAAGGUAAUCAAGCAGACUUCGAUUCCAGGCGCGCAAGACUUCUCAAAAUCAUUAAAGUCAGAAGGAAGUUGUGGGAGCGCCAGCACCACAGGUGCGACAGAAGGAAAAUCCGUCCCUUGAGGUGGGGUCUUUUGACAUCCGAAUACAAUUGUUGCUCUGAAAAAGCCAUUGAGGCAUUCAGCAAUAUUGAGCUUGUAAUCUAGUGCGGCAGAAGAGCGCAAAGCUCUGCUUUCUACAUUCCAUGUACGUCUUUGUUUAGGGAAAGCAUCGCCACAGGAAUUUGAUGCACGUCAAAUUCAAGAUGCGCUGGUCAAGCAGAUGGAGAGCGCCAGCUCAAAUCUGAUGCUCAAUUUUUGUUCAAGGGGUAAUCGCACGGUGGAACAUUCAUUCAUGAAAAUCAGGCACGGAGAGUUCAGCCUGCGUUGUGGAGGGAGUGAUGUUUGUUGAUUUCCAUUUGCUGACUAAGAGCUUUAGUUCUCUGGUUGUCUUCAAAGCAAGUGCAUUUUAAAUGGACUUGGAGAGUGCAGCUAGUCAGUGUGAGGUAGGUACGCACAACAAGAUACAACCAAUUCUACAGAGGCUGUAACUUCCUGCUCUUGAGUGCCUUGGAGGUUGUUUGACAUUCAUUUGUCAUGCGGAGGUGAAGUUGGCCUAUGUAAGUCUUCAAGUUGGAGAUGGUUAAAAUGAUCGCGGAAAACUUUUCCGAAGGAGGAUUUAUUUGCAAGUUUUGUGUAAGUGGUGUCAAUCCUGCAUUAAGUUCUUCAGUUUUAUCGGAUCAGUUUUACAGUCAAAGUUUGCAGUAGGAAUCUUUCUAAAUUGUGCACCUUACGAGUUGCGGAAGUGUGAAGAUAGUAGAGAAUAAGAGUCAAUAUUUGCAAAUAAGUGAGUUCAUUUUUGGAGCAGAGUAGAAGAGUUGAAACGACAAAACUUCUGCUAAGGGCAUUGUUAAAGGAAGGAAGUUAAGGAAGUUAUAAACACACCUUGAAGUCUGUUUGGUGAUCGGAAACUCCUUACUGACAUGUCAUGGCUGAACUAACUGAAGUCAAAACGGAGCGAGGCUAUUUCCACUUUCAAAAAGAUUUUGCUGGAUUUCUGGAAGUUCAUCCUUUUUGUUCAGAGAUGUAAAUAGCGCAGUGGACUGGAGGAGCGUGGUUUUUUUCUCUAAGUGUAGCAAUCUGAAGCCAG
Messenger RNA from Marchantia polymorpha subsp. ruderalis, 1752 nucleotides. The record is from the annotation of a GenBank genome assembly. NCBI's taxonomy places the organism in Eukaryota, Viridiplantae, Streptophyta, Marchantiopsida, Marchantiales, Marchantiaceae.